AUGGUAACGACCAGACUCCAAGCUAAGACGAAGCCUAAACGCGUCAGAUUCGCCGAUGAAACUUCGGUGACAGGUGAAGAAGACGCGACGCAGCGAGAGGAACUCAACGGUGUGCCGACAGAGAGCUCGGUCCGUCUAGAAGCAGAUUUAUCAAGAGUAACGGCACCCAAUGGUACGACUCCCGCGUCACCUGACGCGGAGGACGUGGACCCCCUAACGGUCCAAAGAGAACGUCGAAGAAGGAUUGCGACUGCUCAGGACGAGGAGUUACGGUGGGCGAACUUGAAGAUAGUUCUCCGCGGGGAAGAAUCAACCCUAUACCGGGCAGCGAAAGACGCAUUGAAAAUGUCCGAUCACUUCGUCCUAAGUAAGGACGAUGUCCUCUACUACGUGGGAACAAGGCCUCUGAGGCGUGACCAACAGCAAGAAGACACGAUGCUGCGUCUAGUGGCACCCUCAACGAUGAUUCAGGAAGUACUGCAGAACUGUCACGACUCGUUAGAAGGAGGCCAUCAAGGGAUCGCUCGGACUUUCUACAGAGUGAAGUUGGAUUAUUACUGGGUCGGUCUAUACGCGGACGUGGCAAGGCACGUGCGGUCCUGUCCCGACUGUAGCUCAAGCAAAAGCCGACCGAGGAUCCGUGGAUACUCUCCGGGGAACAUACUAGCGGAACGACCGUUUCAGGUCGUUUCGAUGGAUUUUGUGAUACCCCUACCGUCUCGGCGGGGUAAUACAGCGCUCUUACUAUUCCAAUGCGCAUUCACGGGGUAUGUAAUGGGCAAAGCUAUGGCAGACACGACUGCUCUGAGAGUAGCCCAAGCCUUUGAGGAGUGUAUGUACCAAAGAUUCGGUGCGCCCCCCCUCAUCAGACAUGACAGAGACCCUCGAUUCAUGAGUGAGGUGUACCAGUCGUUCACCUAA
Molecule: messenger RNA, 921 nt
Organism: Phytophthora megakarya
Lineage: Eukaryota; Oomycota; Peronosporomycetes; Peronosporales; Peronosporaceae
Source: the annotation of a GenBank genome assembly